This is a messenger RNA of Dromiciops gliroides (monito del monte), 5455 nucleotides long. RefSeq names its product zinc finger protein 436 (gene ZNF436). The record is from RefSeq and is a predicted model, not a curated record. Gene Ontology annotation, biological process: negative regulation of transcription by RNA polymerase II. Gene Ontology annotation, molecular function: DNA-binding transcription repressor activity, RNA polymerase II-specific. The transcript is spliced from 5 exons. Bases 288 to 1964 code for a protein of 558 amino acids. Lineage: Eukaryota; Metazoa; Chordata; Mammalia; Microbiotheria; Microbiotheriidae.
AGAGGCCAGGCUGAUUUGUCUUGGGCCCUGGCUCCUCCUCAGUGGCUCAGAGGGAAGGCCUUGUCGGAGCCCCUGGUCAGAGGCAGGACAGCUGCAAGGAGCCAAGGUGGUGGAAUUCCUGGGCGGCUCCCCUUUCCCCUCUAGCUGAUGCAAUCUCUGGGUUCUGUCCGGCUUGGAAGCUGCAAUCUGGUGGACUGAGUUGCUCAAGGACUCUGCCCCGGAGCCAAGGAGGCGCCAGGACUCUGCGCAGGCGCAAGUUUCGUCUUGGGCCGCACCGCCCGAGGGGGAUGGGAAAGGCCUUUGAUCCGAGCUACGAUUGGCCAAGGUUUCGUGGGUCUCGGUCUGUGAUUGGCUGGACAUGGGAGCCGGAUGGGGCCGAACCGUGGGGGACGGAGGCCGAGCGGAGGCGUAGGGAGCCGCCGGGGCGGGGAUUGCCCCGAGACAGUCUUACCCGGAGCCCUGUGGGAACUGCAGCCUCCUCCGCCGCGGAGGACUUGCCUCGCGCUACCUCUGUCUGUACGCCCCGGAACGGGAUCGGAACCCGAGCCGCCGCCAUGGCAGCCACCCUCCUCAUGGCCGGCUCCCAGGGGCCUAUGACAUUUGAAGAUAUGGCUAUGUAUCUCACUCGGGAAGAAUGGAGGCCUCUGGAUCCAACUCAGAGGGACCUUUACCGGGAUGUUAUGCAGGAGAAUUAUGGAAAUGUAGUCUCCUUAGAUUUUGAUAUCAGGAGUGAGAAUGAGGCGAAUCCAAAGGUGAUAUCUGAAGACAUAGAAUUUGGGGACAUAUCAGGAAGGCCGAUUGACAGUGCUCACCAGAAUCCUGAGUGUGAAGAAGCCUUUGAAAGUGGGGACAAGUCAGAAGGACAGUGGGGAGAUAUAACAGGAGACGAGUGGGUAAACUAUCCUCUUCAACAAGUUACAGAUCUCCUUGUCCACAAGGAAGUCCAUGGAGAUAUAAGAUUUCAUAUAUGCUCUCAGUGUGGAAAGGCUUUCAAUCAAAUCUCAGACCUGAAUCGACAUCAGAGAACUCAUACUGGAGAGAGACCCUAUAAAUGUUAUGAUUGUGGGAAGAGCUUUAGCCGAAGCUCCCAUCUCAUUCAGCAUCAGAGAACACACACUGGGGAGAAACCGUAUGAUUGUAGUGAAUGUGGGAAAAGCUUUGGUCGAAGUUCACACCUCAUUCAGCACCAGACAAUUCAUACUGGAGAGAAACCCCACAAAUGUAAUGAAUGUGGCAAAAGUUUCUGCCGUGUCUCACACCUUAUUCAGCACCAGCGGACCCACAGUGGAGAGAAGCCUUAUGAAUGUGAGGAGUGUGGGAAAAGCUUCAGCCGCAGCUCUCACCUGGCUCAACACCAGAGGACACAUACUGGUGAGAAGCCCUAUGAAUGUAAUGAAUGUGGGAGAAGUUUCAGUGAAAGGUCAGAUCUCAUCAAGCACUACAGAGUUCACACAGGAGAAAGACCCUACAAAUGUGAUGAAUGUGGAAAAAACUUUAGUCAGAAUUCAGAUCUUAUUCGCCAUCGGAGAGCCCAUACAGGGGAGAAACCAUAUAGAUGUAACGAAUGUGGGGAAAAUUUCAGCCGGAUCUCACACUUGGUUCAACACCAGAGAACCCACACUGGUGAAAAGCCCUAUGAAUGCAAUGAGUGUGGAAAAAGCUUUAGCCGGAGUUCCCAUCUCAUUACACAUCAGAAAAUUCACACUGGAGAGAAGCCCUAUGAAUGUAAUGAAUGUUGGAGAAGCUUUGGUGAGAGGUCAGAUCUUAUUAAACACCAGAGAACCCAUACUGGAGAAAAGCCCUAUGAAUGUGUGGAAUGUGGAAAAGGCUUUACCCAGAGCUCCAACCUUAUCACACACCAACGAGUUCAUACUGGAGAGAAACCAUAUGAAUGCACCGAAUGUGACAAAAGUUUCAGUCGAAGUUCAGCUCUUAUUAAACAUAAGAGAGUUCAUACAGACUGAGUCCCUUACUUGUGAUUACAUGGGAAUGAUUUUUGGCAAAGAACAGAGAAUUUUAAAUUAGUGAGCUCCCUCUGAAUCAAGCUUCUUUCACUAUAUUGAGUUUUCUAGUUGUGAGUCAUAAUUUAAAUUUUGAAGAAGAUGGAGUCAUUUGGAGGUCUGAUCUAAGGCUUUGAAAUCUCAAUUUUUUUCUUCCUUAAAAAUAACAAAUCAGAAUCCUUUUUUAAUUCAACAAUAAUGAAUCGCUCAGAUAAAAGUAUAAACCAAGUGACUGAAGAUCUGCAGUCCCAGGAAGAAACACUGGCCAUGGUGGCUAUUUGGACUAGGGACUAGAGUGACAACAUUUUAGCAGCUCUUUACUCCCCUGACCCAUAUUGUACCCUGGGGAAAGUGUGGAAUUGUAAUAGAUGGUGAACUGCCUCAGAAGAAGGCAAUCAGGAACUCUUCCCUGAAUAACCAUACCUAUACAAGCCUCAUUAAUUCAACAUACACAUUUUAUCCCAUCAAGGGCUUUGUUCUUGAGUUGCCUAUAUAUCCAUCCAUACGUAGAGUUUUUCUUCUGCUUUCCUGAGAGCAGGACUCUGCACGUUGGACAGUCAUUACAGCAUUUAUCCUUCCUGUUUUCAUUUCUAUUUAUUCAUUGUAAUAUUUUAGCUUUUGUUAAAACACUUUUAAGGAACAAAAAAGAUCAAAAGGGAAAGUGAGCAGUGGGGUUAGGGAAAGAUAAUUUCCUCCCUGCUCCCAAUGAGUGACUCUGGCAAGAUUUGCUCUGUGUUAUUAUCAUCAUUAAUCAGAAUUUACUAAUUAUCUUUUGGGAUGACUGUAGGGUAUAGUUUUGGGGGCACCCUCUUCAAGGAAGACAGGGCAGUGGAAUCUAACCACAGCCACAAUGAGAGGUGAAAAUGGACCCUUGAGGAAAGAGGAAGGAAGGUGGCUGCCUUCACUUGCAAAGUACUGGUGUUUUGUGCUCCAUCUCCUCCACCCUUUAAGAUUCCUGACUGUUGAUUGAUCUAAGGAGUAAGGAGCCUGGAUUCCAAGUUUCCUCCAUACUAACUAGGAUUUGAUAAGGGAUGGUUUCCAGUACUUAACUUCUUACAUGAGGCCUUCUAGGCAUACCAUCAACCCCAUACUUGCUUAUGGUUCUACAAGACAGUUGAGACUGUCAGGAUCACACGGUGUAAGCAUGGUGUGAAAUGGAUAUGCUUUCAUGUGAUGGAAGUCAGAAUUUAACUCACAGGGGUGAGAAAUGGAUUUUUUAAAAAACACUGGUGCCCUGGGACUCACUCUCAUGUAAGAGGCUAGCAUAUACUUGUUUGUGUAGCUAGAUUGUUGAGGGGAUGACUACCUGAACAGAUUGAUACAGUCCUGUAAUUGAAAACAGAACCAGAAAACUGGACACAUUGUUCUGGUAGAGAAGAAUGGGCAAAUCAAGACAGGUCUUUGUUACCGUCUUUUAAAUGAAAAGCAAAUGCAGAUGGAUAGGAGAUUUCCAGAACAGGUGGUUAGAGUUCACCCUCUCUCUGGGUAAGAUUUCAGAGCCAUUCCUAAAUCUCCAGCGUGGCAGUGGGGAGAGGUAGGAACUAGGAAAAGGAGAGAUUUGGAUUCUUUGCAGGAAUCCUCCUAACUUUUUAUGUUGUUCUAUAUCGUGACCGUAGUACUGUUUUUUAAAAAAACCUUUUGUUCUAUCUAGCUGGAGUAUUCUAGGGGCCCUUUGGGAAUGGAAUGCUCAACUGAAUCAUCGUGACCUUGAGCUUUACUGGCCUGAGGAUUCUAUUGUUUUCUAUGAAACUUGACCUCCAGACCAAACCAUAAGGACUACAGCCACACACACAACAAACACAUGUUUCUUUAGUUGCCUAGCUUCGUUAAGUAUAAUUCCUUUUUUUUUUUUUUUUUGUGAGGCAAUUGGGGUUAAGUGACUUGCCCAGGGUCACACAGCUAGUAAGUGUUAAGUGUCUGAGGCUGGAUUUGAACUCAGGUCCUCCUGAAUCCAGGGCUGGUGCUCUAUCCACUGCACCACCUAGCUGCCCCUAAGUAUAAUUCCUAAAGGUCAGGAAUCACAUUUUAUGGUUUUGUUUUGUUUUUUCUUCAAGAAACACCUAGAUCAUUUGAGGUACAGCUCAAAUAUUUUAAUUAUUCUGGGAGAUAAAGAGAUCUCUCUUCUGACACUAAAAGUCGAAUACAUUUUGUCCCAUAUCAGUGUUCCUGAUCAUUGUAAUGAGAAUCACGAGUUCCACACCCCUUGCCCCCCAGAUCAUUUUUGGGGGUUGCCAGAAUAUUCUACAUCUUUCCCUCCACCACUGCUGCUGUUGCUGCUAGCUUCUUGCUGGAGGUGAGAGGCUUAGAAGGCUCCAGUCGUUGCUCCAUAAUUUGUGCACGCUUGCUGGUGAGGUUUUGGUUUUGAGGGGAGGGGUAGGGCAAGGAAUGAAGAGGACAGGUCACUCAAACUCUGGCCCCUACCACCACCUCCCUCUGCCGGGUGCUGCUCCCACCAUUGUCAUCAUGUGCUUUCUUGAGUAGAAGUUUUGCGUUAAGUACCCUCUUCUUUGGCGACUUCUGCAUGCCCUGUGCCCCCGAGCUCCUGAACACCUCUGCCCACACUCUGAACACUUUGUGCCUGUUUUCUCUGGUUGUGGAGAAUGAGUGAGCCAGUAAGUAGGGCAGUUUUUGCUUUUGAGGUAUUGGUAAAAAGUUAUACUAGUGUUUAUCUACAUUUGUAUUAUUCUAACAAUAUUCUAUAAUGAAAAAUAGACUUUUUAAAUGCAGAAGAUGUCAAAAAUCAUUUUAGUAACUCAGCCCUGGUUAGUAUUAUCUGCUUCAAAUACAUUAAAGCUCAGUGUGAACGCAUCCAGGUGUUAGGAACUUAAAAGAUUAGAGCCGGAAGAGACUUUAGAGGCUGUGUGGUCCAAACCCCUCAUUCUCUACGUGAGAAAACUGAGGGCUGAGUAGGUGAAGUGAUUUGUCCAAGCUUACACAGUCAGGCAGUAGCAGAUCCAGGAUUUGGAGUGAGGACCUUUGAUGUCAGAUCUGGUGCUCUUAGUAAUUAAUACACUAUGCUGUCUGCUCUACCUAGGUGCAGUAGGGACACCAGUUGUGUGGAGAUUCCAGUGAAUAGUGUCUUUGGAUGAACUACUUUUUUAAAACUUUGCAAACAACUCUAUUGCCUUUUCUCAGGCAGCUUGCAAAACCUGGUAAGAUUCUGUGACGGCUGUGCUGAUGGCAAAAUCAGCUGGAAGAGUUGGGUAUGGUUGAUUCACCAUUUUUUUUUGGGGGGGGGGGAAUGAUCAAAUUUGCAAAAGAAAGGUGUUGCUGCUUCAGGAACAUACCUUGGAGUACCAACCUACAGCACUAAAACCCAGGAUGUAUAUAACUAGGACCCCUGAGCACUAAGACUAAGAUGGUUCAUGCAAGUGGGAAGGUCACUGUGCACCCCCCCAGAGAUAUGUAGGCAUAAGGCAAUACCCAUCCCCAGCUGUGCCACCAGGGGCUUGACA